This is a messenger RNA of Pristis pectinata (smalltooth sawfish), 1952 nucleotides long. RefSeq names its product dual adaptor of phosphotyrosine and 3-phosphoinositides (gene dapp1). The record is from RefSeq and is a predicted model, not a curated record. The transcript has 9 exons. Lineage: Eukaryota; Metazoa; Chordata; Chondrichthyes; Rhinopristiformes; Pristidae. The coding region runs from base 94 to 870 and encodes 258 amino acids.
ACUUUUCGGCAGCUGCCGGGGAGUCGGCGAGUGCAAUGGUUGUUGGCUGUCGGUAGGUCGGUCAGUGUGGAGAGGAGCCUCCCGGCUGCCGAGAUGACCAACUCUUCGCCCGGCUGGGACUGCAGGAGCGGCAGGCAGCAGGGCGGUGACAACCUGGCCGAACUCGACUGGUAUCACUACAACCUCUCUCGCCAUGCUGCUGAGGCCCUCCUCCUGUCCAACGGCAAAGAUGGAAGCUACCUUCUAAGGAAAAGUCAUGAUGCCCCGAAUCUUUACGCACUGUCGGUAAGAGGCAAAGAUUCGGUCAAACACUUCCAGAUUGAGUGGAGUAGAGGCUCGAUUAAAUUUGGAUUUAGUGAAUUUCAUUCUCUAUCAGAGUUUGUCAGUCACUUUGCCAACCAGCCAUUGAUUGGAAGCGAAACAGGAACGCUUCUUGUACUUAAAAGUCCGUAUCCUCGACAAGUGGAAGAGCCCUCCAUUUACGAAUCUGUCCGGGUCCACACGGCCAUGCAGACAGGACGCACUGAGAACGAUCUCGUUUCCAAGGCUCCUUCACUGGGGACCAAAGAAGGCUACCUUACGAAACAAGGAGGCAGAGUCAAGACCUGGAAAACCAGGUGGUUUAUUUUACAUAGGAACGAACUGAAGUAUUUCAAGGACAAAAUGUCUACAGAACCAAUCAAGACGCUGGAUCUAACUGAAUGCACUGGGGUACAAUUUGACUACUCACAGGAGAGGAUUAACUGUUUCUGUUUAGUAUUUCCUGAAAGAACAUAUUAUAUGUGUACAAAGACGGGGAUUGAAGCUGAUGAAUGGAUCAAGUUAAUACGAUGGAAACUGUCUCAAAUGAAGAAGGCUGCAAAAACUUAAACCAGCAAGAAUUUCCUCCAGAACAGAGGUGGCUUUUGAUGAACUUCAAUUAACAGGAAAAUCUGUUAAUCUUGCUAUAGUUUUACUUUCACAAAGUUAUACCAAGAUUCUUUGCCCAUUAAAAACAUUGGGGCCCUUUGCUAGAGGAAUAGAAUUCAACGGCAGGUGUUAAACUUGGAACCCACAUUUAUGCAUGUUUCCGUAUUACAAAAGGAUGCAAUAAUAUUUGAAAAAAUAUACAACCUGGAGUGUGUACCACCAGCAGGUGACUGCGAAAAUGGAAAUUGCUACAGAUGUGUGCAUUAAUGGUGAAGCAGUAUAUUUGCAUGGAGAAACCUUUGUGUGGCGCACAAACAAAAUUUGUUCCUGUAAAAUUAUUGUAGAUAUUAUUGGUUAACCAGGAGAAAGAUCGAAGCAGUAUGUUACCCAUCUAUAACUGUCUUUUCCAGUCACACAUCUACAUAUGCAAGACUCAGCUUGAUAAAUGUUUCUUAAUUUAAAUUAUUUAAUCUCAUCAGCUCACAUUUGCUGGUUUUGCAUAAUGUUAAGAAUGUGUUUAAAGGAAAAAGAAUUUUUGUUUUAAAAAUUAACAUUUAUAAAGGUUGAAACUCUGUGGUCUGGCCUUCUGUGCUUGGGUAUGUUUUGAAUCUGGCAGCUUAGUUUACAGAGCAGCCAUCAGGAUGGCUGUGUUAGCAAUUUGGAUUAGCAAAGUUUGAGGUAUGGAAUAAAAAUUUACUCUUAUGGAAUUUAUGAAAAAAUAAUAUACACAGAGUUAAACUAAUUUAUCAAGGAUGCAGGCUGCUGGCUCAAAGCAGGAGGCCACUUAAGUGAUUUGCUUUGGAAACAGACAAGGCAAUCUCUUUUAUUGAUGUUUGUAGGCUGCUGGUUUAUAGAGGAGGCUGUGCAGAAUGAACUGGCAAGGCUAUGGGUUAGACAUAGCGGAUUCUUGGUGCACUUUCUGUGGCCCAGACAAUAAACUGGACUUUGACCAACCAGAGAGUUUCGACCUGUGUUUCCAUUGUGCUCAUUGGAACUAAGUCAUUGAAUAACUAUCAGCUGAAAAUAAAAUACCAUUUUCUGAA